Messenger RNA from Drosophila virilis, 2315 nucleotides. RefSeq lists its product as uncharacterized. The record is from RefSeq and is a predicted model, not a curated record. NCBI's taxonomy places the organism in Eukaryota, Metazoa, Arthropoda, Insecta, Diptera, Drosophilidae. Gene Ontology annotation, cellular component: plasma membrane. Gene Ontology annotation, biological process: septate junction assembly.
UUUACACAAAUACUCUUUUUACACAUUUUUAAUGGGUUCUGGGUAUAGAAACCAAGCCUGAAAUUUGAGUUUGGAUUUUCGGUUUUCAUAUUGAAACAGCUUUUGUUUGUCUCUUGCCAAUUGGGCAAUAAAUAAAGUAGAAUGUGACUGGCAUACGCAAACAAAUGUGCGCAACAUUUUGGUAAUUAUUGACAUCAUUUUAGCCAAUUUUAUUUGCUGCUAAUGGGCGUGACAGAAACAAUAAGCCGCAAAUAUUGAUACAAACAUAUUAUCUAGUCCGAUAUGACCAUGAGCCUGUGUUUUGUUUUUGUUUUUUUUUUUUUUAUCUCAAAGCCCCUAAACAUGCUACCUUAAUGACAUUUUGUUGUUGUUGUUGUUGUUGUUGUUGUUGUUGGCAGCUCGCAUUACAAAUCAAACAAUUGGCGGUUCGGAGUGUGGGCGCCUCGACAGGAUAUGUUGCUGUGUCACAUCCUUUUAGCUGGCAAUUAGCGUCGUCUAACGGCGUUCCUAAUUGAUUGAUUGAUUGACUGAUUGAUUGCCCCAGAGAGCCGCAUUUCCAACAGGCGCAGCUCUCCUAUCCUCCUCCUUCCCUGUUUACAUAUAUAUAUAUAUAUAUAGAGGUAGUUAGCUCCAUUUGUUGACACUGCAGCCCAUUAAUAUAACGCCCAUUUGCCAUAUCGAUAUCUAAAUAAUUUCCAUAUUUGAUAAGCAAAUUGGCUUCACCCAGGCACUCCGACCACUCGCUGUUGGCAAUUCCGUAUGGCGUUAAGUCCGCCGACUUUUGCCGUAUUAAAUGACAACAGGCAAUACGACUUCUGAUAACAUUUGAAUGCCACUCAACUUAAAGUGCUUAAGUUGGAAAUGGGCUUGUUAAUUGUGCUUUCCAACAAAAAGUUCAUUUCAAUUUAACAAAACUUCCAGUCCUUAAGUUUUAACUAUUUACUUAGCCAAGCUGCUCCUUGAACUUAACUUAUCUAAUAAAGGUUUCUCAAAGUGUUUGUAAAUUCAAAAGUAAAUCUAGUUUCUAUGUUAUGUUCUUUUACUUCAACUGGAGGUUCAAUUGAAGAAGUCUUUUAAUUUCCCUAUUUUUAUAUACAUUUCUUAGUCAAGCUGCUCCUUGAACUUAACUUAUCUAAUAAAGGUUUCUUAAAGUGUUUGUAUGGUCAAUAUUAAAUCUAGUUUCUAUGUUAUGUUUUUUUUAAUCAACUAGAAGUUCACUUGAAGAAUUCUAUAUGGUCUUCCAAUUUCUAUAUGUUCAUAUACUCGAUUUCUUAGUCAAGCUCCUCCUUGAACUUAACUUAUCUAAUGAAAGUUUCUUAAAGUGUUUGUAUGGUCAAUAUUACAUCUAGUUUCUAUGUUCUGUUCUUUUACUUCAACUGGAAGUUCAAUUGAAGAAUUCUAUAUGGUCUUCUAAUUUCCCUAUUUUGAUAUACAUUUCUUAGCCAAGCUCCUCCUUGAACUUAACUUAUCUAAUAAAGGUUUCUUAAAGUGUUUGUAUGGUCAAUAUUAAAUCGAGUUUCUAUGUUAUGUUUUUUUUUAAUCAACUAGAAGUUCACUUGAAGAAUUCUAUAUGGUCUUCCAAUUUCUAUAUGUUCAUAAACUCGAUUUCUUAGUCAAGCUGCUCCUUGAACUUAACUUAUUUAAUAAAGGUUUCUCAAAGUGUUUGUAAAUUCAAAAGUAAAUCUAGUUUCUAUGUUAUGUUCUUUUACCUCAAGUGGAAGUUCAAUUGAAGAAUUGGUUAUGGUCUUCUUAUUUCCAUAUAUAUUCUAUAUACUAUAUUUCCGCUCCAAGUUCGUGUCAAGAAAUCAAAAUGUUUGUGAAUGCACCCGCACGUAGAGUUUACUGUACCAGCUCGUGUGUCUGUCCGUUUCCAUGUGCCUUCUGUUCCACAAUUGUCCGUCGACAAGCAUCUCAUGCAUGUUUCGAGCCCUCGUCACAGAUCUUCACCGCCAGCAUCAUAAUCUUGAUUGAGGGCGUGGCGGAUCACAGCUACAGCAGCCAGGCGAUGCUGGUCUGUGGAACGCUGACCGGCUAUCUGAUCAUCUGCAGUGUCCUGAGCAUAGGGCAUCUGGUGGGCGCCAAACUGGACAAACGCAUCGAUAUACUCUUCACGGUCGCCGGCUGUGUGCUCUUCGUCUCGACCGGCGCCAUCAUACUCGAUCGCUGGAUGAACUGCUACGAGAUUGCCAGCGAAAAGAACACCAUCUUGGCCUCGGGCGUACUGGCCUUUGCCACAGCCGCCAUUUUUAUCGCUGACACAUUUAUCAUAUUUCAUGCCCAAUAAAACUUGCAGAAGCCAAAGCAAUUUCAACGAG